This is a messenger RNA of Mya arenaria, 1223 nucleotides long. RefSeq lists its product as uncharacterized. NCBI's taxonomy places the organism in Eukaryota, Metazoa, Mollusca, Bivalvia, Myida, Myidae. The record is from RefSeq and is a predicted model, not a curated record. The coding region runs from base 80 to 652 and encodes 190 amino acids. The transcript is spliced from 4 exons.
GUUUACUGAUAAUAACUGAGGCGGUAAGAUAAAACCGAAAGAGGAAGGUGUGGAAACUGUAAGGAGUUUUUAAUGAAAGAUGGCAGCAUUACUGGGACGUACUGAAGUUGGUGUGAAGGAAUUUGGGAGGACGGUGACGAUCCCCGAUGACCCUAAAGCGAGCCUCAUGUACUAUCUUGACUGUAUCUGUGUCAUUCUCGACAUGAGCGCUACAGCAAACCUAACCAAGCUAAGGAACUAUAAACGAUAUUACAUGUUGACGGAGGCGGAGACGGAUGCCCUCGUGUCUCUUUGCUUUCUCCUUUCACCCGAUGAGCUCAACGGCAAGGUGAUAAUACAGGACGAUGCCAUGUGUGGGGACAGUUACAACGCAUUUUUCGAGAUCAGUGCGGUCCGCCACGAUCUAUUGGUGACAAACAGUAUCCUUAUAGGUGGACAACAGCGCGCAGUCUCGAAGAUCAUGGCAUACAGGCAUCUAUGGAUUUUAAACUACUGGACCACACCGAUGAAAGCGUUCGCAGGUCGCCUAGCAAGAAUCGCGGCCGGUAGUGCGGCACCUCAGCAAUGGCCAGCCACUACGUACAACCAACCAGCCACUGGACAACAGCGUAGCACAGACACCGGCGACGACUGCUGCUGUACAAUUCUUUAGAUUGGUUUCAUUAGAGCAUAGCUGAUUAAGUUUAACGUUAUUGAAUGUCAGUACACCAGUUACUGUUGAGUGGGCGUCUCCUCAUAUGGUUUUUGUUUGAGAGCAAUAUCCUGUUGGACUACAUGCAUUUCUUCUUUGUUUUCUUUGUACACCUAGAACAACACAGACUUACUGCUUCUGGGCUACUUCCACAUGUACUAUGUAUGACUAUUAUCGAAUAUUUUAUCCCGUUUAUAUGUUACAUACACUAAUUACAUAUUAGUUUAGUUUAAUUUACCAUGUUCAUUCUUUUUCCUAUACUGCACAAUCGAGUUUACUCUUUUAGAAUGUAUCAGAGCUCUACCAUUUAACUUCAAAUAUCAUAAUCCUGUUCACCUAGUCAAUACCAGUAUCCGUUAAAAUGCGUUAUUCUCAUUCACAAAUUAAAAACAAAUCGUUCACCUGUUUGCAUGCCGAGGACUUUCUCAUUAAGAACACAUGACUUAUAUAGAACGUACAAAGGGGAUGAGAUGACAGAUAAGAGAAAACGAAUGUUUGUAUUGUACCUUUAAGGCGCUGAUACUGAUGCUCC